This is a messenger RNA of Stegodyphus dumicola, 921 nucleotides long. RefSeq names its product glutathione S-transferase 3, mitochondrial-like. Gene Ontology annotation, molecular function: glutathione peroxidase activity; glutathione transferase activity. Gene Ontology annotation, cellular component: endoplasmic reticulum; membrane; nuclear envelope. NCBI's taxonomy places the organism in Eukaryota, Metazoa, Arthropoda, Arachnida, Araneae, Eresidae. The record is from RefSeq and is a predicted model, not a curated record.
UCGGGAGAUACGUCUGGCUUAAGCGGCUAUUCGCCGGUGCGAAUAGCAUCGGCCGAUUUGAUAGAACCCGCCCCCUUGCCUUGCCCUCCUCCUUCUUCGCCACUGGACAUUUUUAUUUUCUUUCAAAGAAGGAAAUAAAUCAAAAUGAUUUUGAAGGAAGUAGUGUAAUCGUAAAAAAAUUGAAAAGUGCUGGCUGAUAUCCUUCGUCCAAUAGUAUUUUGACAACCUUAUCUGCGUUUUUAUUAAGGGUUGAUUAGAUAAUCACUUGUUAUGAAACCUGUCUAAUCGUAAAGCUCAAAUUCUCUUUUCUAACAAAUGUGAAUAGAGGUUUACCGGCAAAUUGCUUCUUGAAAGAGCCUUGCAUUUCUAGAAUCAUGAGUCUUGUAAGUUUUCAGUUACCACGAGAAUAUGGAUAUGUCGUACUCAUUGGAGCUUCAUCUGUUUUUGUUGCAAUGUGGCAUGGAAUAAAAGUUUCACAGGCUCGCAAAAAAUUUGGAAUAAAAUAUCCCAUAAUGUACAGUGAUAGUAAUAAUGUUUUCAACUGUAUUCAGCGUGCACAUGGAAAUUUCCUUGAAAAUUAUCCUCAGUUUUUGUUUUUACUGGUGACCGGUGGCUUAUCAUAUCCAAAAUUAAGUGCUGGUGCUGGAAUUGUUUACCUGUUAGGAAGAAUUGUUUAUGCACUUGGCUAUUCAACUGGAGAUCCUCAAAAACGCAUGCGGGGCAUGUUUAUGCAUCUGGGUUUCCUUACUUUACUCUACACAACUGGAUAUUCUGCAGCAAAUCUCUUGGGCUGGAUAUAAAGCAUUAUAAUGACAACUAUAUUCACUUUUCUUAUUACAAACUAUUCAAAAGUGUAUAUUUUUGAAGCUAUACCAACAAAAAUUAUGAAACUUCUGAAAAUAAAAAAUGAUUCUUUUUGAA